Messenger RNA from Plectropomus leopardus (leopard coralgrouper), 3351 nucleotides. Its product is annotated as elongation factor 1-alpha 1. Gene Ontology annotation, biological process: translational elongation. NCBI's taxonomy places the organism in Eukaryota, Metazoa, Chordata, Actinopteri, Perciformes, Serranidae. The record is from RefSeq and is a predicted model, not a curated record. Gene Ontology annotation, molecular function: GTPase activity; translation elongation factor activity; GTP binding.
UGACGCGUUUGACGACAGUUGACAUAGCGAUACCUCGGCUGCAUCUGUGUCAGUGCAACACAGCAGGCAGCAUCUCCCGUGUCAUCGCAGUGAACCAGUGAACGCACCACUGAAGCAAAGGUACGACUAUAUUCCAGGGUGAACUGCAAUGGGGAAGGAGAAGCUCCAUAUAAACAUUGUGGUAAUAGGACAUGUUGACUCAGGCAAGUCCACCACCACCGGCCACCUCAUCUACAAGUGUGGGGGCAUUGAUAAGCGAACAAUCGAGAAGUUUGAGAAGGAAGCUGCUGAGAUGGGAAAGGGUUCCUUCAAAUACGCCUGGGUUCUGGACAAGCUGAAGGCAGAGCGUGAGCGUGGCAUCACCAUCGACAUCUCUCUUUGGAAGUUUGAAACCAGCAAGUACUAUGUCACCAUCAUUGACGCUCCAGGACAUAGGGACUUCAUCAAGAACAUGAUCACUGGAACAUCUCAGGCCGACUGUGCUGUGCUGAUUGUGGCUGCAGGUGUUGGUGAGUUUGAAGCCGGCAUCUCAAAGAACGGUCAAACUCGUGAACACGCCCUCCUUGCCUACACCCUAGGAGUGAAGCAGCUCAUUGUGGGCAUCAAUAAGAUGGAUUCCACUGAGCCCAACUACAGCCAGAAACGCUACGAGGAGAUUGUGAAGGAAGUCAGUACUUACAUCAAGAAAAUUGGUUACAAUCCUGACACUGUGGCCUUUGUGCCCAUCUCUGGCUGGAACGGAGACAACAUGCUGGAACCCAGCCCUAAUAUGACCUGGUUCAAGGGCUGGAAGAUUAACCGUAAAGAUGGAAAUGCCUCAGGCACCACACUGCUGGAGGCUUUGGAUGCCAUCCAGCCUCCCACACGCCCCACUGACAAGCCCCUCCGUCUGCCUCUGCAAGAUGUCUACAAGAUUGGAGGCAUUGGGACUGUACCAGUGGGUAGAGUUGAGACAGGAAUCCUAAAACCUGGCAUGGUGGUGACCUUUGCUCCUGUCAACGUCACCACUGAGGUCAAGUCUGUGGAGAUGCACCAUGAGGCCCUGAACGAAGCGCUGCCUGGUGAUAACGUGGGCUUUAACGUCAAGAAUGUGUCUGUCAAAGAUAUUCGCCGUGGAAACGUAGCUGGAGACAGCAGGAAUGACCCACCACAGGAGGCAGCUGGCUUCACUUCUCAGGUGAUUAUCCUGAACCACCCUGGUCAGAUCAGUGCUGGCUAUGCUCCUGUGCUGGACUGCCACACUGCACACAUUGCAUGCAAGUUUGCAGAGCUCAAGGAAAAAAUUGACCGUCGCUCUGGUAAGAAGCUUGAAGACAACCCCAAGACCCUGAAGUCUGGUGAUGCUGCCAUUGUGGACAUGAUCCCCGGCAAGCCCAUGUGUGUGGAGAGCUUCUCUGAGUACCCACCACUGGGGAGGUUUGCUGUCCGUGACAUGCGUCAGACUGUAGCUGUGGGAGUGAUUAAGGGCGUGGAAAAGAAAGCCCCCACCAGCGGUAAGAUCACUAAGUCCGCACAGAAGGCGCAGAAGGUGAAAUGAACGUUGUGCUGGGCUGCUGCCCCAAACGCUCACCAUGGCUGGCGACACACUAACACCUUGCACCUUCUGCACACCAUAGUCAGCAUCUGGUCUAUUAUCACAAUGCAUCGCAAAAGCAGGAGAAGGAAAAAAAUAACUACCAUACUGUUAGUAAUAAACACAUUACCACACUGUUGUAUGCAGAACAACACAAUACAUUUGCAUUACAGCUCUCUGGUUGUGUGCUGUUGUAAUUAGAAUUCUGCUGCUUGUUGAUCUUAGCUGCUUAGCACCAAUAAUAAGGCCGAGUUGUUCUUUUGCUGUUAAAGUAGUGCUCUGUGUUCUAGCUUUAAAAAAUAUAUAUGCAACUAGCCAGAAAUAGAUUGGUUUGCAUGUUUGCUAUUUGCACCUUAGAGAAAGAAGCUUCAGAAACUCUGUCUGAUACAUGCAAUCUUCAUGCCUUGUACUUUGCUUGACUUAAGCUCCCACGCAGUAGCUCUGUUAAAUGUUAGAGUUACUGUUUAAUUCAUGCACUUUAAUCACUGUAAUUCAUGAGCACAUGAUCAUAAAAGUAAAGAUGUUUAAAGUGAACAUUUAUGUCCCUGGUGUCACUGAACCCAAACCACUGACGAUCCUCACUGUUUUUAGUGAAUGAUGGUGACAGAGCAAAAAUCAAACUCUUCAUAGAAUUUCCUUUAUUGAUGAAUGAGAGUAAAAGUUCACUUGCAUUUUCAUUACAUUACAGGCUUGAUAAAUCUAAUUGAUAUUAUUACUAGUGUGUAAAUAUGUGCACAUAAUUUAAAUAAAUUAAAAGACACAAGACAGAAUGUUAACAUGUCAAAGGCCCAUUUUAUGCCCAGUAGCAAACUGAUCUCUGAAUUAAAAAAAAACAGAACAACUAAAAUGCCUCGGGUGAGAACAUUAAUAAGGAGAGAAAAUGAAAAACCACCUCUCUUUGGAGGAACCUAAUGCACUUUUCAGUAAAUUGUAGAUAUGGAGAUGAUUAUGUACCACAAAAGCAAGGCACCAAUAUACUGUAUGUACUGCACAUUUUGUAGACUUCAUAUCAGAGCUGAGGUCUUUUUUUUUUUUUUUUAUACCUCUGAUGCAAUCAGGUUUAACUAUAAAUAGUGAUUUGUCUUAAUGACAUGGCAUUCAUUCUGUUAUAGAUAGGUUUGGAUAUGACAACCUCUUCAUGCAAAAUAUAUUUCAAUAUCUGAAAGAAAGUAAAAUUCACUUCUGACCUCCUUCACAUAUAUUCUGGUCUUUGAUAUCUUCAUUGAGGUACUGCGAAGUUAGGGUGAUUAAUCACCGCUGAGGCUUUGGAUGCUUUAUGGGUAGUAUUUACCUGCAGCUUGAGGCGCAACAAUUAUUUUCCUACACCUUGAAAAGAGCCAUAUAACCUUACCUGAUGCACCUGAUUCUGUACCAUGCAACAGGAAUACAUUCUGCAGCGAGUCACUUUUAAGGAAGCAAAAAUAAUCCCAUGACACUUUAUGAAAAAAGCAAACACUGACCCUGAUUUAAAUAAGAUAUCUUCCUUUCAUGUAAAAACAGGGUGGCAAAAAGCCAAAUGCAGCACAAAGUUAGAUUUCUGAACAUUGCUUUCAGUGUAUCUGUUUCUGAACCAAAACAAAGUGCUUUGCUAAAACACACAUAUUCUGACAAAACAAACUGUUUUUAAAGUAAGAAAUGACAUUCAAGAUGUGUUUCAAUACAUGGCUGUCAUCAGCUGAAAACCAACUUGCCGGUGCAUAAUUUAUUAGCAACUCCUCUUUGCUGUACCUAAGAACUUCCUCAGUACAAUGGAUAUGCAGAGUCACAGUUGACUGUGU